AAUUUGAAUUUGAAGAAUGUCUUCGUGACUCUCCAAGUUUUAGAACUAAAUUGGAGGAAGUUGAAAGUGAUAUCGAUCAAUUAGAACAAAAAUUAGAUAAAGUUUUAAAACAAUGUAGUCAAAUGAUUGAAUCGGGUAAAACUUUUGUACAACAUCAAAGUGGGUUUACAAACACUUUAUGGGAUUUAAGUAUAUAUUUUAAAGAUGACACUGAAGUGGUUGCUUCGCUAAACAAAUUAAUUCACGCACUCCAAGAAAUGAAUAAAUUCCAACAGAUUCUGGUCGAUCAAGCAUCACGCACUAUACUAAAAAAUGUAUCAGCUUUUAUUCGAACUGAUAUUAAAAAUGCCAAAGAAAGUCGACAUUAUUUUGAAAAAAUAUCCGGCGAUUUGGACGUGGCACUUGUGAGAAACUCUCAAGUACAAAAAAGUAAAGUACAAGAAGUGGAUGAAAUACAAAAUUUAUUGGCUGCAACUCGAUCAUGUUUUGGACAUACAACAUUGGAUUAUGUACAUAAUUUAACAAUUUUACAAGCGAAAAAACGCCAUGAAAUUUUAAGCACGCUUUUAUCGUACGUUUACGCUUGUUGUACGUUUUAUCAUCAGGGGAGUGAACUGUGCGAAGAUUUAAAUCCAUUUUGUAAGAAAUUAUCUGAUAAUAUUGCAGAAAUGCGUGGUAAUAUUAAACAGAUCGAUAAAGAUAUGGAAAAUCGACAUUCGUUGGUGUCGUCAACAGAAAUAAUACCAAAGAGAACAUCGAAUGCUGUACAGGGUGCACCACGCAUGGAAGGUUAUUUAUUUAAACGUACAUCGAAUGCAUUUAAAACGUGGAAUCGACGUUGGUUCUAUCUGUAUGAUAAUCAAUUGGUCUAUCGAAAACGUUCUGGGGAUCAACAAGUCACAAUUAUGGAGGAUGAUUUACGAUUAUGUUCUGUUAAACCUGUUCAUGAUGGCGAACGACGAUUCUGUUUUGAAGUUUUGUCACCCUCCAAAAGUCACAUGUUACAAGCUGAUUCAGCAGAAAUGUAUGAUUUAUGGAUAAGUUCGAUGCAGAAAGGGAUUGGUGCAGCCAUACAACGAUUAUCCACACCAAAUGAAACGUUAAAUAUCGAAAAUAUGGAACUGAAAAAAGCAAAAAUGUGGGAGCAAUUAAUUAAAAUACCAGGAAAUGAUGUUUGCUGUGAUUGUGGUGAUCAAAAUCCACGUUGGGCUAGUAUUAAUUUAGGAAUUACAUUGUGUAUUGAUUGUUCGGGAGUUCAUCGUAGCUUAGGUGUACAUUAUAGUAAAGUGCGUUCAUUAACGUUAGAUGAUUGGGAACCAGAAAUUGUUAAAGUUAUGGCAGAAUUAGGUAAUACAAUUGUUAAUAAAAUAUACGAAGCUAAUGUGCCACCAGAUUUUACUCGACCGUCUGCCACCAAAUGUUCGGGGAAUGUACGGGAAAAUUGGAUAAAAGCGAAAUAUGUUGAAAAGAAAUUUGUAAAAGAUUUAAAAUCAAUUACACAAAUGACAUCAAAUGAAGGUCAAUCGCGUGCGUCUCGUGGUAGUAUGUCAAUUAAAAAAUGGAGUGUACGAAAAUUACGACGUCGACCAAAGAGUCGUGAUAAGAAAUUAUCAUCACGUCAAUCAUCCCAUGCAAAUCUAACCACAUUACAAAAAAUUAAAGAUGAUAAAACCAGGCCGAAUCAUGGAGAUGAUGGUGAUGAUGAAGACGAUUCUAAAUCGGAAUCGGGUAUAUCUGUGAAUAAUGUAUCCGAACAUUCAGAACGGAGUAUGGACGAGACGACAACAUCACCAGGUCAGACUGAAGAUGACGCUGAUCAGGCUCGAAUACAACGAUCUAAUGAUAUUUUGUUAUUUGGCUGUGAUUUUCAACAACAACCAAUAUUAGCUGAUCCAAUUGAUUUGAGCAGUGAUCAAGAUUCAACUGGCGGUGAAGAUGAUGAACUUGUUGAUGAAGAAGAUAUUUCAAAAUUAGAUCCAAAUUUAUUACUAUAUAAAGCGGCUGCUGCCCAUAAUUUACCAAUAAUGUGUGAGGCAUUCUCAUUUGGAGCGGAUAAAUUAUGGACAAAUGCUGACGACCAUGGACGUAACGCUUUACAUCAAGCAAUAUUUAGUGGUUCAGUAAUGUCUUGUGAAUAUUUGUUAUUAAAUGGUGCCAAAAUUAAUAUAACGGAUGUGGAUGGUAGGACACCGUUACAUUUAGCUACGGAAUUAGGAAACACCGCUCAAGUUUGUUUGUUGUUAAAACAUCGUGCCAAUCAACAUCUAAAAGAUUGCCAUGGUAUUGAACCAUUGGAUAUUGCUGUGAAACAAGCGAAUGCUGAUAUUGUUACUUUGUUACGCUUAGGACGAUUAAAUGAAGAAAUGAAAGAUUCAGAAAUGGGUGGAACUGGUGAUGAUACAUUUAAUGAUGUUGUACGAGAUUUUUCACAUUUAGCAUGUUCUCAUCCUGAACGAUUACAACGCUCACAACCGCAACAACAGUCACAAUCACGUAAUACCAACAACGAUGAUCACAAUUAACGCCCCCCUCCCUCUCCUGAUCGUCCACCACAAGUUUUAUUACUUACUAUUAACUUUUCUUUUUACUUAGAUGACGUGCGAUUAAUUCGCGCGUUUAAUUUUUUCUAUUAAACGAAAAAAACACACAUCGACUUAAAAUUAUUAAUAAUUUUUUUUUUCUAAUUUUUUUGUUAAAAAUUUUAUAUAGAAAAAGUAUUUUUAAGGUCUAGGAGCCAGCGUAGUAUUUCACAAUCAUUUCAGAAUGAUUAGAAAUUUUAAAAGCUGCUGUUACAAGUCGUGCUUACCAGCUUUUUUAAAUACUAAAAUUUUAUAGUCAUGAAUUUGUUGUUUAAAAGUGGUUCGGCUAUUUGAGCAAGUACGAUGAAUGUUCAUUUUUUGUUCCUUGAUCACAAUAAACACAGUUUUGGGGCGUCUUGUUGGGCAAAAUUUUGAAUUAUUUCAUGAGAAGCGCGCUACAGCGGCAAGACAGAGACAGCUGUGUGUCCUUGAAUUUGAUAAAGGGUCACAGUCACACUUAAAUCAUGUGUUAGUCACACUUAAGAAUUAAAAUUAAGUAUUAUUCACUUAAGAUUUAAAACAACUUAACCAACCAUUUGCCAAAAAAAUAAAUAAAUAAAUAAAUAGUCAGCUUUAUUAUGGAAUAUUAGAUCUGUACCAUAAUUAUUAUCAAAGUGCAUUUCUGCUUAUGGUCAACUCAUUUAUUUUUAAGGUAGUAUGGCAGAGCAGUAUCGAGGU
Messenger RNA from Chrysoperla carnea, 3257 nucleotides. It is a transcript of the gene CenB1A, whose product is annotated as arf-GAP with coiled-coil, ANK repeat and PH domain-containing protein 2. Bases 123 to 2522 code for a protein of 799 amino acids. The record is from RefSeq and is a predicted model, not a curated record. Gene Ontology annotation, cellular component: cytoplasm. Gene Ontology annotation, molecular function: protein binding; GTPase activator activity. Lineage: Eukaryota; Metazoa; Arthropoda; Insecta; Neuroptera; Chrysopidae. The transcript has 12 exons.